AUGGAUGGACCAAUGCUUGACCUCGCUUCCAUCGGAUCUGCAACCGAGGAUUUUGCACUGAGAAAUCAGCUUGGGGAGGGAGGAUUCAGUGUAGUUUACAGGGUAUUUAGUCAUUUCCUCUGUUGCAAAAGCGAACUCCCGGAUGGUCAGGAAAUAGAUGUGAAGAGAUUAUCACGCAAUACAGGGACGGGUUCAAAGCAGUUUGCCAAUGAGGUGCAGGCACUCCCCACACUUCGACACAAAAAUCUUGUCUGUCUUUUGGGAGGCCUUUUGGAGGGUGAAGAAAAGAUACUUAUCUACGAGUAUGCAGCCAACGGCAGUCUCGACAAUUUUCUGUUCGGGGUGGGAGUAAAGCACAUGCAAUUGGACUGGGCAGCACGGUCCAAUCUCAUAAAUGGCAUAGCUAGAGGGCUUUUAUAUCUUCAUGAAGAUUCUCUACUGAAAAUUGUCCACAGGGAUCUAAAAGCAAGCAACAUAUUAUUAGAUAAUGACAUGAAUCCCAAGAUCUCAGACUUUGGUAAUGCAAAGAUAUUUGACACAGACCAAACACAAGUAGACACUUUGCAGAUCAUGGGGACUCGCGGAUAUAUGGCACCGGAAUAUCUUCUUGGAGGAACAGUAUGGGUAGAGUCAGAUGUUUUCAGCUUUGGGGUUUUGCUGCUGGAGAUCAUAAGUGGAAGGAGGAAUUUCUUCUCAAGUGAAGGAGGGAUAGACGAAAGUCUACUAAAUUACGUAUGGAGACUUUGGGGGGAGAACAAAGCUCUACAAGCUGUGGAUCAAAUAUUGGUAGGAACAUCUGAGGAAAAUGAAAUAUUAAGAUCCAUCCAUAUUGGUCUGCUAUGUGUCCAAGAAGAUGCAUCAAGCAGACCUAAAAUGUCCAAGGUUGUUGCCAUGCUUGAAAACAGCUCGUUGGCACUUCCAUCCAUUGUGAACCCUGCUCCUCCUACCUGGAAAAGCAGAAACAUUCCUUUAGGACCGCAAACGAGCUCAACUAGGUCAGGGAUUAGUUCAGAGUUUGGUUCGUCCACCUAG
Messenger RNA from Nymphaea colorata (pocket water lily), 1032 nucleotides. Its product is annotated as cysteine-rich receptor-like protein kinase 10. NCBI's taxonomy places the organism in Eukaryota, Viridiplantae, Streptophyta, Magnoliopsida, Nymphaeales, Nymphaeaceae. Gene Ontology annotation, molecular function: protein kinase activity; ATP binding. The record is from RefSeq and is a predicted model, not a curated record. Gene Ontology annotation, biological process: protein phosphorylation. The transcript has 5 exons. The coding region runs from base 1 to 1032 and encodes 343 amino acids.